ACGCAAGCUGUCACUAUAAAUAAUCUUCGUUGAUUACCUCUAAAACCAUCAUUCAAUCAACACUCGAAACUUCGGAUCGAGUUGAAAAUCUCCAACUUUGAAAAUGACUUCUUCCGAGAUAUACAGAGAAGCCGGCCUCGUAAUGACGAAGGAGAUCAGAGAUGUUGCACCGGCGCAUUAUGUGCUCAAGAUUGAGUCUUUCUCUUUGUUCGCGAAGAACAACAAGGAGAAGUAUGAAUCAAACGAGUUUGAAGCAGGAGGCUAUAACUGGAAACUGAUCCUCUAUCCCAAUGGAGACAAGAGCCGAAACGGAGAAGAUCACAUCUCCAUAUAUCUGGCGGUUUCUGGGACGAGUCCUUUCCAACUUGAUAGGGCGAUUCACGUGGCCGUCAGGUUCUCUUUGUAUGAUCAUAUCUGCGAUAGAUAUUUAACUGAACAAGGGAGAGUCACGAGGUUUCACGCGUUGAAAGCCGAAUGGGGAGUUCCGAGAUACAUGCCGUUGAAAAUUUUCGCCGACCCGUCAAACGGAUACCUUGUGGACGACACCUGUGUCUUCGGUGUGGAUGUUUUCAUCAUCAAGAGUUUGGGAGUUGGCGAAUGUGUGAGGACGCUAAAGGAGAGCACAUCGUAUACUUAUGAAUGGAAGAUAUCGAGGCUCUCAGGCCGGUCAGACUAUCUUUACUCUGAUGAAUUCACCGUUGGAGUCCAUAAAUGGUAUGUGUGGCUAUUCCCGCGUGGUGAUUCGGCUAACAAGGGCCAAAACCUUUCGAUGUUUCUCCAUUUAUACGAGGCGUACAAUUUGGCUUCUGGUCAGAAAGUGAACGCGAGAUUCGUCAUUCGGUUAAAAGGCCCAAACAACGUUGUACACCAUCAGCCCGAAGCUUGUACUAAAUGGUUCAGUCGCUCCGACGUGGACUUUGGUUGGCCGUCUUUCCUGCCGCUGAAAACGGUUUGGGAACGCGUGAAGGAUGAUCCAUGUGUCAUUGAGGCUGAAGUCACGGUGCUCGGCACAGUUAGCAAACUGCCAUGACAGCAAAUAUAUGUAUUGGAUGUGUUCAUAAGCAGACAAUCACCGGCAAUUCUUUCCUCGUGACAAAUAAUACAUGGAUUGGAUGUGUUUGUUGACA
Syzygium oleosum is the source of this 1127-nucleotide messenger RNA. RefSeq lists its product as uncharacterized. The record is from RefSeq and is a predicted model, not a curated record. Gene Ontology annotation, molecular function: protein binding. Lineage: Eukaryota; Viridiplantae; Streptophyta; Magnoliopsida; Myrtales; Myrtaceae. Bases 104 to 1030 code for a protein of 308 amino acids. The transcript is spliced from 6 exons.